AUGUCAGACAUAAGGGAAGAAGCUGAUACUCAAUCAUACAUUGGUUUUCCGAUAAGGAAUGCUAUACAAUCUACAAGAGAGAUUGCUAUUGUGGUUUCACCGAAGGGAAACUUUGUUGCUACAUUCCAUAAUGAUAAUGAUGUAGUGAAAGUAUGGAGUUUGUCUGAGGAGACACUGGAAAAGAAAAAAGAAGCGGUUGUUAAUGUGCAUCAAGGACUUGCUGUUUCCGAUUACGGAUAUCUGGCAGUCGGUCAUGUUGUAAUUUCUUUUGGAGAAGAAGAAGACCCGUCACUCGAACCAGAACUGGAGAAUUUAAAAAGUUGGAGUUUAGAAUCAAACGUACGUGGGCUCAGUCAAUUUAACAACGUUCAUUAUACGUUUCUUCGGUCUCGUGAAUUUGUUGUUGUGAAUGAUGUCGGCGUUCAUCGAUAUGAUUCUUCUGAAAACCGAUGGAAAGUCAAGACGUCUGAAUUUUACUGGACAUCCGAAUUAGAUUGGACAUCCGAAUUUUACUGGAAACCCGAAUUUUACUGGACAUCCAAGAUUUUCGAGAUUUUCGAGAUUUUCGGGAAAUUUACACUUUUCUCGCCAUAUUUAGAUUUAUGGAUAUCUGCACUUGUAGGAGAGAUUUUUUUCAAUGGAGGAAUUCCUCACAAGCCUGUUCGGUACUCUAUCACUAACGAGAAAUUAAUAUGUGUAUGCGAUAACUAUCUGGCACAGUGGGACCUCACUAACGAAAAAAAGGAAAUGGAAUACUAUAUCGGGAAUGAAACAUUGGACUCUACGCGACAGAGAGAACGUGGUGAAGAAGAUUACGUUAUUGCAAUAGACUCUGGGAAUACUUUAUCUGCAUUCGUGACUGAGGAUGACGAUGCUCAGAUAUUGACAGUGUACUGGAUACAAACUGGACUUCCAAUGUCGACGAUACGAGUAAAGAAUGAUACCGAUGAUUGGAUCGUUGCUAUGGAGUUUAUAAAGACAUGGGAUUAUCCAUUGUUGCUAACAGUGACGAAAAGAGGAAAGGCUAUGUUAUGGUAUCCGCACAAUCUCUGCCAGAAACCUGCUAACGAAGGUUUUGGAACUCCACUAGAUACAAUUAAUCUUCAAGAGUAUGUUAGCCUGACUGAAUGGAGACCUAAGCGGACAUUUGUAAUCAGUGGAGCAAAGAUAAUAGUAAAAACGGAUGAUGUACCUAAAGUCAUAUGCGCAGUAGAAGACCACAUCGAAAACCUCAAUAAGAGUCUAUUCAAACACCCGCUAGGCGCUACUCCUAUUCGGCACCUUUCAUUAAAAAAAGACCCUUCACGUUCAACCAUUUCGGUCAAUCGUCUAGAAACAAUUGACCUGGAAACAACAGAUAUUUCCGGGGCAUCUCUCCGUUGGACUGUAGAUCCACAUUCUGGGCUUUGUGUUUAUAGAAAUUUAUCCCCCGUCACUUCCAUCAAUGCUCAAGAGUUUAAAUAUUUUGGAAAGGUGACACGUUCAAAAAUUUGGGAUAACGGUGAUCUAGUUAUAUUAACCACUAAAUGUCUAUGCAUAUUUUAUCUCAGCGAUAAUGAUACUAUCGAACUUAGUUAUUACUGGGAUAAUGGGAUGAGGUUUGAUAAUGUGAUCAAUUAUCUGCUUGAGCAGACAAACAUUUCUCUCGAAGAAACAAUGAUUGAUACCCUGUCACAGUUGCUUUACGCAGAGCUUAACGAUGAUGAUAAACCAUUGCCGCCACCUAAUUUCAAAAGUAUCUGGUGGCAUAAGCGAAAAGCAGAAGAAAGUAACGAUUUGACGAGAAUUCGAUUAUUUGGUAAUCUCGUUAACUUAUUGAGAACGAGAGACAAUCUGGCCAAGUAUGGAAAUAUAUUGCUCGCCGAAGCAAUUCAUCAGCGAGACGAAGAUGUGGUCGAGUCUAUAAUCAAGACUUGUAUUGACCUCUUCCGCGAUAACUCAAUUAUGUAUAUUGGCUUCUUGCAAAUUGUAACCGAUUCACUACCAAAACUGUGGGUACACUAUCCUGAUAAAGCCGCAAAAUAUUUUUCAAAUACAUGUUUGAUUUUGGCUCCACAAUGUCACUCUGUACACAGUUUGAUGCUACCUUCCAGUCGUAUUUAUGGUUUUGCAUAUAGAACAGGAAAUCCGAGCGGACUUGUGAAGCGGAAAAAACUCGUUGUUAUAUCGGCGCGAACUAUUUCGUGUCUUAUUAGAGGGAUGGUUUCACUUGAGGAUGUGGCAUGGCAGAUUUUUCUCCCUUUGCUGACUUCCAAUGCGAUAUUUGCAAAGUACCUACUGAUAUACACUCCCCUGACUGCAAGGAUCAGCAAAAUAGACCACUUUUUAGAAAGGUUUUUGCUUAAUGUUAAUAUUAAUGUAGGCCGUAAAAGACGGUCUACAUUAACCCUCGUUGUUCGGCUGCCGAAUUUUUGUUCAUACCCUCAGCAGUAUUCAGCUAUGAAAGACCUCCUUUUUCCAGCACCGAGUCCAUUUGUUAAAACUGUUAUCAACAGAACACCAGAAUUGUUUAGAACCUGGGAUGGCGAAGCAUUGAUAGACUUCAAAUGGCGAACAUUUGGAUUUGAUUAUUACAUGCUCAUUUGCGCACAAUUUGUAACAUUUUUUGUAUGCUUCAUAAUUGCAAUAUCACAGACCGAGGAUAGUGAUUUGAGACGAAGUCUCUUCUUAACAGUUGUUGUGUUUGCUGUAUGGCAUCUUCAUUUUGAAGUCAGGCAAUUCGUAUGGAACCCAAUACGUUAUGUCUUCUCACCAUGGAAUUGGUUCG
Messenger RNA from Paraglomus brasilianum, 2767 nucleotides. The record is from the annotation of a GenBank genome assembly. NCBI's taxonomy places the organism in Eukaryota, Fungi, Glomeromycota, Glomeromycetes, Paraglomerales, Paraglomeraceae.